AUGUCUUCGAACGCCAAUAAUUCUAUGGGCUUCACUGGGCAGCAGAAUGAUGGAUUCUGCGAGCUAACAGGACCGGAAGAUAAAUGUGUUAGCGUCUUGGAUUCUGACGAUGGAGGUGAUUGGGACGAUGAAGAGGACGAAGAUUUCGAGCGGGACUUCCUCCUCGGGCCUCUUACUCACUUGCUUUUGCAUCGGUUCGUCGAGCCCAACCCCCGUACUAGCUGCAACGUUGCGGUAGCAGCUCUCAGAAAACCAUUGUCUCUGCUGACCAAGUACAAACACAAGAAGUUGCAGGACGAUUCGAAAUAUUUCCACGAAGUUUUCUCCAGCCAUUGCCCGAGGCUCCAUCGAGCCAAGCUUUUCAGCCGACGCUCGCCCCUCAGAGAGGUGCAAAACGUGGAUGACAAGGAAAUUUGUUGA
Molecule: messenger RNA, 420 nt
Organism: Diaporthe amygdali
Lineage: Eukaryota; Fungi; Ascomycota; Sordariomycetes; Diaporthales; Diaporthaceae
Exons: 1
Coding region: 1-420 (139 amino acids)
Source: RefSeq, a predicted model, not a curated record